This is a messenger RNA of Hemibagrus wyckioides, 3453 nucleotides long. RefSeq names its product cilia and flagella associated protein 70 (gene cfap70). NCBI's taxonomy places the organism in Eukaryota, Metazoa, Chordata, Actinopteri, Siluriformes, Bagridae. The transcript has 26 exons. Gene Ontology annotation, cellular component: extracellular exosome; motile cilium. The record is from RefSeq and is a predicted model, not a curated record. Gene Ontology annotation, molecular function: protein binding. Bases 143 to 3355 code for a protein of 1070 amino acids. Gene Ontology annotation, biological process: cilium movement; cilium assembly.
GACAAAAUAGGACGCAACGCAACUUUCCAAACAAGCGAGUCUAACGUCUCGCGAGAACAGGUAGCGUUACUAUGGAAACAUUGAGACGCCUUGUUUUAGAAGUAAGAAGAAGAAGGGAGUUGUUUCAGCUGAUCUUUUCACCAUGGAUCAAGGUGCGACCGGUGUAGCAGUGCAGAUGACUGUAUUACGAGGAGAAAAUUUGAGGGGUAAUAAAAACCAGUCGUUUCUCAGUUUUGUGCGUGCUGAAUUUAACGGUGUGGUGCUGGGAGACUCACAGAGGCUGCACGUGCCUGUGGACGAACGCGUGAAUUACAACUUCACCUGUAGCUUUGAAUGUUCAGAAGUGACCCACACGCUGGACGAUCUGGCACAUAAACCUGUCAUAUUAACACUGAUUGAGAUCUUCCCAAAAGAAGAGAAACAAAAAGAGGAGAAGACUUCUGUCUUGGGCCAGGCUGUUGUGGACCUGCUCCCUCUGUUGCAUGGGCAGUGUACCUUCUCCUCCAUUGUGGAGCUUCACCCUACACAAGGAUCACCCUAUGAGACUGUCUCACAGGACAAAGGAAUUAAGCCAACACUGGAGGUGACAGUCAGUACACCAGAGCCGUUGCUCUCAGACAUUCAGCUAUCUGAGUCUAAUUUGUUGACAGUCACAGUGGAGACGGCUUACUCCGUGCCUGAGGUUUGGAAUGCUGCUGCCACUGGGCCUCAGCACAGUUAUAUAGCUGCUCUGCAAGUCCCCCUAACAUCACAAAAGAAAGAGCAGCUACUGUUGUUCUCCAAUGGUAUUUUAAAAAUGGGUGGUGAAAGAGAGCCUGUGCAUAGAGCCAAAAAAUGGCCCCGGGGCUCAUUCCUCACUCCAGAUGCCCAGUUCAUCCCAGGCAUGUCCAUUGUCGACGAGCCUGUUAAUCUGGAUCAUAAUGACCUUAAUACUUUUGAGGAUGAGGUAUUCCGAGCCGAAGCUGAGUGUAACAGAAAAAGAGUGAGCUGGGAUACAGAGCGCCGGUGUUUUAUUGAUGCGGGAGGAGUUACAUGUUUGUCCCGCAGAAUUGUCGAAUGCAGGUUCUGGCCAGUGGAAGUUAUGAGAUGUACACAGUUUGGAUCGAACAAAGCAGGAGGAGGGAAAGUAGGCAAAGAAAAACCUGUAAGCAAUGAACAGCUGGAAGAUGAGAUUCAGAUUUCUUUUCAUGGAGUUGCCUAUGUUGACUUUGCACUUUUGCUGUACCCUGGGGUCAGGCGUAUCCGUGGAGUGUACAGAAUUCACCCAUUCUCUGAAUCUGACCUCCUAAUGAAGACCAAGAGGCAGGCGAGUGUGGUGAGUGAGAGUGUGAAGGCACUGGUAGCAGAGGCUUGUCUUCGUCCAACUUCCUCCUGCAAGGCAGCAUCCAGCAAAGUGUUGGGAGGCAAAGAGAGUAAAGAAGAAAUGAAAAAGGCAAAACCAGCGCAAACAGAGAGCGUGACGGAUGUUGAACCACAAGUGAAUACAGACGCUCAGAUGUAUGCAGAUUCGAGAUCAUACAUUAUAAUUGAAAUUGCUUUGGAAAAACCGCUGGUUCCAAAAAGACAGCCAGAAGAGCUAGCAAGAAGAGUGAGGGAGCUGAUUCCUCCCAGGCCUCCACGACCCAGACAUUCAGCAGGAGCAGAGAAAGCUGUGCAGGAGUACCAGGCACAGAUAAUGAGCGUAGGAGUGCAGGUGUUGCAGCAGUAUGAGCAGAUGUUUGGAGCUGCAUUUGUUCCUGGUGCCAGGCCUCUGGAUCCUGCCACCCAAGAGCAGCGCAAAACCCAGUUAUUCGGAGAGCUCAACUGCUCUGGGAAAUACUUUGCCUUUAAGGAGCAAAUGAAAUACUCAGUAGUCCGAAUUGUACGUGAGAAGAUGCUGAGAACUGAAGCUUUCACCAACCCAGAGCAGCUGCAGGCUUUCCUGAGUCAACUCUACAUCUUCCUGGUGGAUGAGAUGCAUGUUGCACUUAAUAAGACCUUAUCAGCCAAAGAACAAGAGCUCCAGGCUCAGCCCCUGCUGGAUUGCAGUCAGCUUAUGCACUUUGCCAAAGAGGCCCUGUUACAUGAGGAUUAUCAGCUAGCUGCCUACUAUUACCAAGAGCAGCUGGCUCAAGAUCGUAGCAAUCCAUCCCACUGGUUUAAUUAUGGCGUGUUUUACAUGUCCACUGCUGAAUAUGUGAAGGCGGAGGAGUGUUUCCAUUUGGCCAUAUCUGUUGACCAAGAGCACAUACCCAGCUUACUUAUGUGUGGGAUUCUGUCAGAAAUGAACAGUCACUAUGAGGAGGCAGAGACCUUUUUUGAGAGGGCCACAUGUAUCGAUUCAAGCUCUGUGGUCACCUGGACCAUAAUUGGCUUGUUUUACUUGGCCCAACAGAACUUCAUCCAAGCAGAAAUGGCAUUCAUAGAAGCAACUAAGCAGCAGAGAGCAGCCCUGGCGUGUAGCAGUCCAGAACAGAGAACAGAGACUGCAUGCUUCAGCCACUCUCAUUCAGAGGAUAAUGAGCCAGUGGACAAACCAGCUGUAGAAGGAGUCACUGAAAGUGCGACAGAAGGACAGGACAAACCUCAGAGCAGCCAGAAUGUCAGAGCAGAAGAGGGUGAUAAAACAAGAGCUGAUCCUGUACAAACCUUCCCUCAAAACCAUCAUAGUCCUACUAGAGUUGGCACCACCAUCUACAUGGAGACGGUGGAGUUUCUACUACAGAGUUACGCCUUACAGAUGGCUCAGAGGGCUUUGGCUCAGGAGUUGUUGUGUCCAGAUGGAGGGCCAGGCAGCUCGUAUUUUUUGGCACUGGCCCAAAUACAGCUGCUGAGAGGAGAGUACAGCAGUGCUGAGGCGAGUUUGCAGCAGGCUCUCAGUCAUAACUUUCAGAACCCUGAUGUGUGGGCUCUCUAUGGUCACAUGCACUAUAUGAUGAAGGAUUAUAAUCAAGCUCAAGACUCAUAUGAGAGAACGCUUGAUUUUGUGACAGAUGCUUCAGACACACAUCCUGUUUAUCUACGUCUGGGAUCCAUCUACAUACAGAAAGGACAGUAUGAUAAGGCAAAGCCCACAUACAUGCUUGCCUGUAAGAGUUCUCCCUCCUGUCUCACCUGGCUCGGGCUGGGGAUUGCCUGCUACAGGUUGGAGGAGUUGACUGAGUCUGAGGAUGCUCUGACUGAAGCUAAUGCCCUCAAUAACAGGAACCCUGAGGUCUGGGGCUACCUGUCACUGAUUUGUUUACAGACUGGAAGGAAACUUGAAGCAGAGCAGUCAUUCAAGUAUGCUGUAAAGUUCAAUGUAUCAGAGGCACUGCUGCAGGAGAUUACAGAUGUGCAGACACGUGUGGGGUUUGGAAAUCCAUGUUUUUCAUAAAGCCUGUACACUGCACACCUUUAGCAACCUUCUAAGCAGAUGUGUUCAUGUAUUCUGUCUGUUGCUAAAGAAGAAUUAAAAUAAAGCAUCAUUACUUA